Molecule: messenger RNA, 1872 nt
Organism: Emiliania huxleyi CCMP1516
Lineage: Eukaryota; Haptophyta; Isochrysidales; Noelaerhabdaceae
Exons: 2
Coding region: 1-1872 (623 amino acids)
Molecular function (GO): protein binding
Source: RefSeq, a predicted model, not a curated record
AUGGCAGAGCCAUUCCGGUUCGUCCGCGCUGCCCUCGGCGACUUCGAGGCGCAAGAGGAGGACGAGCUCUCUUUCGGGCAGGGCGAGCUCAUCGACGUGUUCAGCCGCGCCGCUCCAGAAGGUUGGGCAUGGGCGAGGAAUCGCAAUGGCGAAGAAGGACUCGUGCCUGUGACAUUCCUCGGCCCCCCAGCGGUGCCUGCCACCAUGCCAACGAAUGGGCGAGCCGUCAACGCGUGCGCUCGUGUCCUGGCAGACUUCAGCGCCGAGGAGGAGAACGAGCUCUCGGUGCCGUGCGGUUGGUUGUUGGUGGUGAGAGGCGCCGAUGGACGCUCGGGCCUAAUUCCAGAGAGCUUUGUGGUGCUAUCUUCCUGCGUCGUGAUGAGGAGGACCUCCGUGACAUCGGGGGAGGGCGAGUUGGUUGCGCAGGAGGGGCAGCGCCUGUGGCUGCUCCCUGUGGCGGCACCCCCGGGGUGGUCAGAGUGCUGGUUAUCGGGCAGGCGCGGCGUCCUACCGACGGCGAGCUUGCAACCUUUGCCCGAGGGAGAAUGGGCGAUCGCCGACUCAGAAGAAGAGAUCGCCGCAGUCGCCGGCACGGAUGGUCAGGCGGCCGCGGCGGCACAGGCUGCAGCAGUCGCAUUAGAGGCAACCGAUGUCACCGCAGCCGAAGUGGUCGCCAAGGCCGCUGCGGCGAGGGCGGAGGGGGAGCGGCUGGCGGCCGAGGCGGAGGCGAGGGCGGAGGGGGAGCGGCUGGCGGCCGAGGCGGAGGCGAGGGCGGAGGGGGAGCGGCUGGCGGCCGAGGCGGAGGCGAGGGCGGAGGGGGAGCUGCUGGCGGCCGAGGCGGAGGCGAGGGCGGAGUGCUUGGCAACGGACGCUGCCGAGGCGGAGGCGAGGGCGGAGUGCUUGGCAACGGACGCUGCCGAGGCGACGGUGGCGGCUGCGGCGGAGGCAGCCAAUGCGGCAGAGCCGGGAGUAAUCGCAGCACGAGCCGAGGCAGUCACAGUUCAGCUCGCGGCUAUGGCUACUGAGGCUGAGACGAACCUUGUGACCGCGGCUGUGGCUGCUGCAGCCGAGGCAACGGUUGUGACGACCGUGGCAGUGAUAGCAGCAGCAAGUGAGGAGGACAUCAUCGGGAUGGUAGCUACCACCCCGAGCACGGGAGCUACCACUACCGCUGUAGAAGAGCACACAGCGGGAAAGACGGUCAACGACAUCAUACGGUCAGCAGUAAACUCGCAAGAGGCGGCUCAACCGUUGCAUGCUAAGGCAGAAGCCAUAGUGACGGCAGCAACGUCGGAGCUGAGCAUGGAGACGGCGUCGCUCGCUUCAAAAGUGAGGAUCGAGCCCAAGCAUCAGCUGGGAGGAACACUUGCGACCACGCUGCACCACUGCAUGCCCCGCGUCGAGAAGGUAGAUGAGAAGCAGCUGAAGCGCCCGCGCUCGGCGGUGACGCGUCCAAAGGCGCGCACUGUACACGACACCCUACCCCACGCCAAGCUCCGUGAACGGCCCGGUGCCGGCCACAACGACUAUCUCCACUCGCUCGACCUCCUGCUGGCAAGCAGCCCGUACUACCGGCAGGAGCCCAGACCUCGUUGGCAUUCGAGCACGACCGACGGAGGCUGCGUUCCGAGUCCAAGACGGCGCGUGCGUAACCUCAUGCGCAUCUACGGGAGAUCAGAGGAGCGCUCAGCCGCGCGGGGCGGGCAGCAAAGCAGCAGUCCACAUCGGGACUGGUGGCAUGAGGGCCGUCCUGUAUCCGCGCGGCCGGCUCGGAGGGCUGCCGUAGCGCCAAAGGGCUGGGAGGCAAACGGGGUGUUGCCACAUUUGGUGCGCGCCGACCGAGCACUCAUCUUUGCUCGAUGUGCUUCGUGA